Molecule: messenger RNA, 1938 nt
Organism: Psilocybe cubensis
Lineage: Eukaryota; Fungi; Basidiomycota; Agaricomycetes; Agaricales; Agrocybaceae
Exons: 8
Coding region: 1-1938 (645 amino acids)
Biological process (GO): secondary metabolic process
Molecular function (GO): CoA-ligase activity
Source: RefSeq, a predicted model, not a curated record
AUGUACAUCAAGUCGCCGUUUCCAGAUCCCCCACAACUCCCAGCAGUCAAUGCCCACUACAUGUUUUUCAAGAGGCCAGACCAAGCAGAAUGGCCAAACUAUACAGUGCACAUCGACCCAAUUGAUUCGCUCACCGCAGUCGGAGUAACCACAGCGGCCACGGCGGUCAAUCCAACGGGUCGGCUCAUGUAUCGCGAUUACCUGCGUAACAUCGAGGAUUUGAGUACAGGACUGGGAGUGAGCGAGGCAGAGGGCGGGUUAGGCUUGCAGGGAUGGAAAGAGACUGAUAGAGCUGAGAGCGUCAACGCGAAGGCAGGCAGAGAAAUCAUCGGCAUUAUCAGUGAAAAUUCGUCGGACUAUAUUACUCUCAUACAUGCAUGCAUCCGCAUUGCAGUUCCAUUUGCGCUCAUCUCAUCUUACAGCACGCCCUUUGAACUCAAACACGCGCUGAAACUCUCGAAAGCUACACGUUUAUUCGUUGACGAGGCAUUCCUCAGCAAUGUCCUACCCGUGGUCAAGGAGGUCGGGCUAUCUACGGACCGCGUAUAUCUUUUGAAGGAGGCCUCUGGUGUUCCUGCGAAGGAAAAGAGGGGCAAGACAAGGAAGACGUUUAGAAGCAUCAUUGAAGGCGUCAGGCGGCGCGGCACGAAGACGAUUGAUGUGCGCACGGCGGGGAAGAAUACGCUCGCUUAUCUCGUAUUUUCGAGUGGGACGAGUGGGCUGCCAAAAGCCGUAAUGAUUUCACACGGGAAUCUCAUCUACUCAUUGGGACAGGCUAUCGUCACUGGGCAGGCUGUCGCAGAGGUACACACUCCCCCACCCCCAUUAAACCCCGAAGGUAUCCCGGUCACGCUAGCAUUCUUACCACUGCACCAUACAUAUGGGCUUCAUUCGUACUGCUUCCGCGCAACGCUGAUGCCGAGCACGCUGGUUAUUCUGCCCAAGUGGAAUGUCAAGGUUGCUUUGGAUGCCAUCCCCAGAUACAAAGUUUCUUCGCUCCCGCUCAUCCCCUCUGUUGUGCAUCAACUCGCGAAUUAUCCAGGGAUCGAGAACGCGGAUUUCAGCAGCGUGGUGGCUAUGAACAGCGGCGCGGCGUAUCUCCCGCCUGAGCUAGGCCAGAAGCUGACGAAGCUGGUCAAGGUGGACUUGGAUUUAAUGGAGGGGUACGGAAUGAGCGAAGCAACGAUAGCCGCAAUUGUGCAGCCGUAUACAGGGAUGCUCAAUGGCAAACUGAAACGUAUAUCGGGGUGCACAGGCGUGCUUCUCCCCGGGAUGGAAGCGCGCGUGCUUAGAUCAGAGGAUGCCGUCCCUCCACCGUCACCGGACACGGUCAUCCCAGAUGACUGUGAGGUGGACGAGCCCGGGGAGCUGUGGCUGCGCUCUCCGAACGUGGCAGUGGGCUACUGGAAUAAUCCCAAGGCGAACCGGGAGACGUUUGUCGGCGGGUGGUUGCGCACGGGAGACCGAUUCAGAGUGGAUAAGGAUGGCAAUUUCUGGUUUGCUGAUCGUGCAAAGGAUACGCUAAAGGUGUCAGGCGCGCAGGUGUCCCCGGUCGAAAUUGAAGGCUGCCUCCUCGCACACCCGGGAAAGCUUAUCACAGACGCAACAGUCGCAGGCGUAUCGGGUGGGCGAACCUCCGACGAGAAGGUACCUAGGGCAUGGGUCGUGCUCUCCCCAGAUGCCUCCGCCUCCCUCGGUCUUGCACCCGACACAGGCAAAGCUGUUGUAGCGGAAAAGGCGAUUGCAGAGCUGGACAGGUGGCAUAAAGAGAACCUGAGCAAGUAUAAGUGGUUAAGGGGCGGGAUUGAGAUUGUGGAUGAGAUUCCAAAGAGUCCAACAGGAAAGGUGUUGCGUAGGGUGUUGCAAGAUCGGUAUGAGCAAGAGUUGAAGAAGCCGAAGAAGGGGAAAGGAAAAACGAAGGCAAAAGCAAAGUUGUAG